AUGACACGUUCGCUCUAUAGUGAUAGAGACACCACUUCUACCUCUGUCAGCCUACCUCUCGAGGACAAGGUCAACCAGUUUCACUCAGAUUUAAUGACGAUAAAAUCAGAGUUGACGGCGACGAAAUCAGAGAUGAAACACCUCGGUCACAGCAUUACCACGGAGAUUCACAGUAUUACCACGGAGAUGAAAUGUUUCAGUGAAACCAUCUCUGCGCAGAUCAAGGUCCUCAAUACAAGUAUGGAGUCGAGAAUGGACAAAUUUGAGAAUCGAUUUUUGUUCCGAAUGCUCUUCGCUGCAUUUGGUGUGGUGAUUAUUGGAGUGGGUGGUACCGUCACUGCUGCAAUCCUACGAUACCAGACUCCUACCGCUCAGACUCCUACUGUCCAAACUCCAGCCGUUCAGACGGCUCAGGCUCCUACAGUUAAAUCAGUUUGA
Messenger RNA from Cladophialophora psammophila CBS 110553, 438 nucleotides. RefSeq lists its product as uncharacterized. Bases 1 to 438 code for a protein of 145 amino acids. The transcript has 3 exons. The record is from RefSeq and is a predicted model, not a curated record. NCBI's taxonomy places the organism in Eukaryota, Fungi, Ascomycota, Eurotiomycetes, Chaetothyriales, Herpotrichiellaceae.